Molecule: messenger RNA, 660 nt
Organism: Haliotis rubra (blacklip abalone)
Lineage: Eukaryota; Metazoa; Mollusca; Gastropoda; Lepetellida; Haliotidae
Product: paraneoplastic antigen Ma6E-like
Exons: 4
Coding region: 1-660 (219 amino acids)
Source: RefSeq, a predicted model, not a curated record
AUGUGGUGGAUGGUGAGGUUUUGGGCAGUAGAUAAGGAUGUGGUGGAUGGUGAGGUUGGGGCAGUAGAUAAGGAUGUGGUGGAUGGUGAGGUUGGGGCAGUAGAUAAGGAUGUGGUGGAUGGUGAGGUUGGGGCAGUAGAUAAGGAUGUGGUGGAUGGUGAGGUUGGGGCAGUAGAUAAGGAUGUGGUGGAUGGUGAGGUUGGGGCAGCAGAUAAGGAUGUGGUGGAUGGUGAGGUUGGGGCAGUAGAUAAGGAUGUGGUUGAUGGUGAGGUGAGGGCAGUAGAUAAGGAUGUGGUGGAUGGUGAGGUUGGGGCAGUAGAUAAGGAUGUGGUGGAUGGUGAGGUUGGGGCAGUAGAUAAGGAUGUGGUGGAUGGUGAGGUUGGGGCAGUAGAUAAGGAUGUGGUGGAUGGUGAGGUUGGGGCAGUAGAUAAGGAUGUGGUUGAUGGUGUGGUGAGGGUGUUCACCAGCACACCUUCCAAACCUGCUGUUGUUAUUGACAGAAUGGAUUAUGCAGAUUCUCAGGUUCAGUUGUCAGGUCACAAAGUUUUGAAAGGCAUAAUUUCUGACCCUACCCCAGAUGACAUAGAUUCAGUUUUUGAUGAGAACCCAGGUCAAGAAAGCAGACCUCUUCUUAAACAGUGUUUGAAAGGUAAAACUUGA